AAAGAGAUACGAUUAUUUAAAACCUCUCUGAUAAUACUCUAAUUAGUUUUACUCAUUUUUUGGGACUUUGACGUUGAUGAACUAAUAUAAUGGUGUUUGUUUAUUUAUUUGCGCUCUAUAGAUUUACGGAAGUCGCUAUCAGAACAAGAGGAAGGUAAUUCAAAUAGCCAUUUUCCCCAAUAUUUGGUAUGUGUGCGCACGCGCAAAUGGUGAUAGUCGUCCAGGUUAUAGUUAGCCGCUAGCGAGUAGAAGAAACUGGAAGAACUGGAAUAGCACGGAAAGAACAACUCCAAUCUAAUUUUAGGGAGUUCCUCAAGUGUACCAUGACGGCACGUGACGCCGAUUCGACUGAUUUGCUACCCUUGAUGGGCUCUCUUUACACGGACAAAAGAAAACACAUUAUGGAAUCAUCCAAAUCGCCCAGAAGCUCAAAACACCACCAUUCACGAUCGAGGUCACGCUCCAGGGACCGAAAGCGCAAAUCAAGUGAUAAAAAGCACAGACGAAGUCGGAGCAGGAGCAAAGAGGCACGAAGGAGGGACUCUGAGAAGCCAUCAAAAUCUCACAGCAAGUCGGAUGAGCAGCCGGAGCAGACUGAGAGGGGCAGGGAGAGACUUUCUGCAGAGAAUGGGGAGGAGCGACACCGGCGCAAAGACAAGAAGGGACGGAGCCACUCCAGGUCACACUCACGGGACAGACGUCAUCGCAGCAGAAGUCGGGACAAACGGAGAUCGCGGUCCCCGCGGGAGAAGAAGAAGAGGGCCAGCUCCCGGUCGGGUUCAAAGACCAAACACCGCCACAGGAGCAAAAGCAGGGAGCGGAAGAAGAAGACUGAUAAGGUGCGCAGAAAAGAGAAGAGUCGUAGCAGGUCUGUGAGCCCCCCGGCUUUCCGGGGCAGAAACACUGCCAUGGACGCACAGGAGGCGCUGGCCAGAAGGUUGGAAAGGGCAAAGAAACUGCAAGAGCAGAAAGAAAAGGAGAUUUUGGAGAAACAGCAGCAUCAGGAGGUACCUGCAGUUCCAGCUCCCCUGCUGUCUGACACAGUAGUAGUUGCUGCUGCAGCUGCUACCAACCCUGUCCUCAAUGUGGCAGCUCUCCUGGCCUCAGGGACCCAGGUCACGCCUCAGAUCGCCAUGGCAGCGCAGAUGGCAGCCCUACAAGCUAAAACCUUAGCAGAGACUGGCAUUGCUGUGCCCAGUUAUUACAAUCCCUCUGCUGUCAACCCCAUGAAGUUUGCCGAGCAGGAGAAGAAAAGGAAGAAGCUCUGGCAGGGAAAGAAGGAAGGGGACAAGUCACAGACAGCUGAGUUGUGGGAGAAGCUGAACUUCGGAAAUAAGGACCAAAAUGUUAAAUUUCGUAAACUGAUGGGCAUCAAAGGGGAAGAGGAAGGCGAGGCCUCAAAGCCACUCAAUGACGAAGGCCUGAAGACCCUGCAGCAGCAGGAGGAGAUGUUCCAUAACCUGGACGUUCAGUAUGAGAUGGCUAGGUCCCAGACCCACACUCAAAGAGGCAUGGGACUAGGCUUCGGCUCUUCAUUCUCACGGGGCAUGGACACCAUCUAAUGCCAAACCAUGCACUGGCUUGCCCUUGCUUUCUUUCUCAUUGGUCUCUCCACUCACAGCUAGCACUCAAGAUUGCAUGGAUGUUGUUGCAUUGGAUCUGUCAUUUUAUUUAGAAACAAUCUCACGUCUUUUAAACAUUCUCAUGUAAAUAGAUGCUGAGUUUUCCUCAGUGUACAUCUUUUCAGAAUUAUGCAAUAGUUUAAUGACUGAUACUGGCUGGAUUUAGAUUUCUGUUUGAGAAAUGUGAUUGCAUAUUUGUUUUUUUACAAAAAAUGUAUAUAUUUUGGAUGGUUUGAAAUGGAACAUUAUGUAGAUCAAGUAAAAUUAUUCUGUUUAUGUUCAUUUACCAAGAUUCUUUACAAAUUGAUCUGAAUCCUAAUCUCAAUAUGUUGUGUUAUCUUCUUUGUUUCCUUUCUACUGAAUGGAAAUGGAAAAGAGUGGAUCAUAUUACUAAGAUGUCGACCAGGCAUCUGAUGGUUUCAUGGAAAGAAUGAACAAUAAACUUACAUAUGUUCUUGAAAUGAAAGUCAA
Salmo salar (Atlantic salmon) is the source of this 2093-nucleotide messenger RNA. RefSeq names its product arginine/serine-rich coiled-coil protein 2. The record is from RefSeq and is a predicted model, not a curated record. Lineage: Eukaryota; Metazoa; Chordata; Actinopteri; Salmoniformes; Salmonidae.